Oryza brachyantha (malo sina) is the source of this 962-nucleotide messenger RNA. Its product is annotated as glutathione S-transferase F10-like. NCBI's taxonomy places the organism in Eukaryota, Viridiplantae, Streptophyta, Magnoliopsida, Poales, Poaceae. Gene Ontology annotation, cellular component: cytoplasm. Bases 69 to 740 code for a protein of 223 amino acids. The transcript is spliced from 3 exons. The record is from RefSeq and is a predicted model, not a curated record. Gene Ontology annotation, molecular function: glutathione transferase activity; glutathione binding.
UGCUGUCAGCAUCCCUCAUUGUCGUUUAAAACUACUUGAGCAGGUGAUCAAGCAAAUCAAUAGAAACGAUGGCAGCAGGUUUGCAGGUGUUUGGUCAGCCAGCAUCUACUGAUGUUGCCAGGGUCCUGACAUGCCUCUUUGAGAAGAAUCUGGAAUUUGAACUUGUCCGCAUUGAUACAUUCAAGAGAGAGCACAAGCUUCCUGAGUUCAUUAAGCUGCGGGAUCCUAAUGGGCAAGUGACGUUCAAACAUGGUGACAAAACCCUUGUCGAUUCAAGGGCUAUAUGCCGGUACGUUUGCACACAGUUUCCAGAUGAGGGAAACAAGUCACUUUAUGGAACUGGAUCUCUAGAACGAGCAUCAAUAGAACAAUGGCUUCAAGCAGAAGCUCAGAACUUCAGCCCUCCCAGCUCGGCCCUCGUCUUCCAUCUCGCAUUUGCUCCCCAUCUGAACAUUCCCCAGGACAAUGCUGUCAUCGCAGAGAAUGAGAAGAAACUUCAGCAGGUCCUCAAUGUCUAUGAGGAUAUACUCUCCAAGAAUGAGUACCUGGCCGGCGACGAAUUCACCCUGGCUGACCUCUCUCACCUUCCAAAUUCACACUACAUUGUGAGCUCUGAGAGAGGGAGGAAGCUCUUCACCGGCAGGAAGAAUGUGGCGAGGUGGUACGACAAAAUCUCGAAGCGCGAGACAUGGCAGCAGGUGGUCAAGAUGCAGAUGGAGCAUCCGGGUGCAUUCGAGUAAUGGCUUCAUGCAUCUGCCGAGCUCCAUCUUGUCCGUCGCUGGCUGAUCGAUCUGGCUUCUGAUGUCCUGUGUUGUCAUCUUCCCUGCUGCUUUUAUGUCAGCAUAUUGUCGUGUGACCAAAAAUAAUAUGAAGCCUUGCUGUGAUGUAGCAUCACGUACUUCUUUAUUUCAGAGGUCGUUUGUUUUCAUGCUUCGUUUAGUCGUUAAAUAAAAUUGUUAAUC